This is a messenger RNA of Helianthus annuus (common sunflower), 1491 nucleotides long. RefSeq names its product F-box/FBD/LRR-repeat protein At4g26340-like. Gene Ontology annotation, molecular function: protein binding. NCBI's taxonomy places the organism in Eukaryota, Viridiplantae, Streptophyta, Magnoliopsida, Asterales, Asteraceae. The transcript has 5 exons. The record is from RefSeq and is a predicted model, not a curated record. Bases 1 to 1491 code for a protein of 496 amino acids.
AUGGUGUCAUCUCCUUUUCCAUUCGCGUCUCAGUUUCCCACUGUUGCACCAUCUACUGCACCAUCCUUCACUCCAUCGAGCGUGCCAUUUCUAUGGACUACGCCCCCUAUCAUGCCACUGUCUGAUCCAUAUCACCCAUACCAUGUUGGCAAUAUAUUUGGCCUGGUCACUUUAAAGGGGAAAAAGUUCAUGGCACUAGAUGAAUCUGAGGUGGGUUGUGAUGGAUCGAAUUCAGAUGUUUUGAGCAUCACCGACAUGCCAUAUGAAAUUCUCAUUUUCAUACUCUCACUUUUGCCUAUAAAAGACGCCGUGGUCACCAGCAGUGUCACAAAAAAAUGGAGGUUUUUGUGGCAUGGUUUAACCCACUUGAACUUUGAUGCGAUGAAGAUUUUCUUCGACAAUACGUCGCUGUAUAGGUUAGAGCGAUCUAAGUUCAUCGAGCAGGUGAACAGUGUCAUCCGAAAUUACAACCACCCAGUGGUUCAUAGAUUCCGGAUUAAUUUAGGUAUUAGUGAUCUUAAUCAGAGAGUUAUUGAUGAAUGGCUCCAGUUUGCAGUAAACAAAAAGGUUGAGAUACUUGAACUGGAUUUAAACUAUGACUUCCCUUUAAUAUUACCCAAUUCUAGGUAUGUAGAGUUUGUGUCAUUAAAAAAACUUUACUUGAAUAAUGUUAAGCUGAGAGCCGGAGUUCUUGAGGAUUUAUUAACAAGGUCUCCACAAAUUGAGUCAAUAUCUAUCCAUGACUCGACAUACAUGACUCAUAUCCGUGUUGCUGGACGGCAUCUUAACCUAAACCACUUUGAAAUAGUGCACUGUCGUGAUCUUCAAUCCCUUUAUUUAUCUGAUUUUGACCUUGUAUCUUUCAUAUACAAGGGUCGACCGAUAGAUAUAUGUCUCACUAAUCUUCCAAAACUUAAAGAAGUUAAUCUUUCUCAAGCACUGCCCGGGUUAGACAAUAAGGUGUUCAAUCAGGUUUCUUCUUGUGCUUCGUCCCUGCAGGCUCUUUCCAUCACUUUCCGUCGUCCAGAGAAAUUAUUACCAAAUGUUGGUUCAAUGCCUCAGCUACCAAAUCUCAAAAAACUAAUGCUGACAACCGGAGCUUAUGAAGAUGAUUGUCUUCUAGAGUUUGCUUCCGUUGCCAAGGCAUUUCCAGUUUUAGAGACUUUUAUAUUUAAGCUACUUUGGUGUUCCCCAACCAAAAGGAGAAGGAAAGUAAGGCAUGUUGCUAACGAUCAUUGCCUUGAAAAUCUCAAGCUUUUCAAAAUUUUGGGGUAUUAUGGUCGAAUUAGCGAUCUUGAACUUGCUGCAUACGUGAUAGAACACGCGGUUGCACUCCAGAAAAUUGUGAUUGAUCCAGGUUUUCAGCAUGGGAUCAUUAUGAAUAAUAACAAGGACUGGUUUGGCGCGGAUGCUGCAAGAUCUUCUGCUAAGCGCCAGCUGAAAAGAAUCGUACCAAUGAAGUCUCCGGGUGUGAAGCUGGUCAUACUCUAA